GAUUGGCUGUUGCUAAUAACUCUACGGUGACAUCAUCACCAGCAAACCGGAACUAACUGAGGUCCUCGGAGCUCAACGAAGAUUGAAGCGUCUGAGUUGUCUGUCAUCUAAAUACCUAAAGCAGACAUGUCUGACUUCUCAGAGGACCAGAUCAUGGAGUUCAAGGAGGCCUUCCUGUUGUUUGACCGAACAGGCGAGGGAAAGAUCACCUACAGCCAGUGUGGUGACGUGAUGCGAGCCCUGGGACAGAACCCAGUCAAUGCUGAAGUGCUCAAAGUCCUUGGAAACCCCAAGUUAGAAGAAAUGAACCACAAGAUGCUGGAUUUUGAACAGUUCCUGCCAAUGCUUCAGGCCAUUGCUAAGAACAAGGACCAGGGCUCCUUUGAAGAUAUCGUGGAGGGUCUACGUGUCUUUGACAAGGAGGGAAAUGGCACAGUGAUGGGAGCAGAGCUGCGUCACGUCCUCACCACACUAGGUGAGAAAAUGACAGAAGAAGAGGUGGAGACUCUUUUAGCGGGACAUGAAGACGCCAACGGCUGCAUUAACUAUGAAGAACUCGUCCGGAUGGUGAUGAGCGGUUGAGGGUUCCAGAAACACACUUCCAGCUUGAAUUUUAUUCCUGAAUACUGUUUGUAUUGCUUGUUUUGUUUUGCCCUUCCAUCCAUGUCAUCCUACCUCCAACAAGUCUGUGUUUUGUUACUGUAGACCUCCUGAUUUUUUUUUUUUUAAAGUGCCUUUUCUGUCUAAUGUGAAGAGACCUUUUCAUCUAACUUUCCAAACAUUAUUCAACCUCGCAGGCACAAUCAGCAGUAGUUUCCCCUGUCAGUCUUGUUGUCAACAGUUUGUUUUUCUUUUGGAUGGAUAUGAUAAUGUGACAUGUUACACUGAAUAAUGUUGAAUAAAAAUCCUGGUUUACAAAGCA
This is a messenger RNA of Amphiprion ocellaris (clown anemonefish), 922 nucleotides long. RefSeq names its product myosin, light chain 6, alkali, smooth muscle and non-muscle (gene myl6). The coding region runs from base 127 to 582 and encodes 151 amino acids. NCBI's taxonomy places the organism in Eukaryota, Metazoa, Chordata, Actinopteri, Pomacentridae. Gene Ontology annotation, molecular function: calcium ion binding; structural constituent of muscle. The transcript has 6 exons. The record is from RefSeq and is a predicted model, not a curated record. Gene Ontology annotation, cellular component: myosin II complex.